ACACACACAAACACACAUAUACACGCCCUCCACCCCCAUCGCUGCAGUGUCUCAACUGCCUUGGAGCAAAUGAGAGAGGAUACAGAAAAGGCACAGAAAAGAUAGAGACGGACAGUGUGUGUGUGAGACAGUAAUUGGGAAUAUGAGGAAGACGUGAAAUUGAAGAAGUGUGAUUAAAAGGGUGGACUGUUCAGAGGCGUUCUCUGCGUGCCAGGGCUCAUCUGCAGUAUCCUUUGUAAAUGGAUGCUGCCUUGUGAACACGAUUCUUUGGAAGAGUUAGAGAAGUAAAUCUCAAUCUGGAUUGGAUGAUUGCAGUGGCCUGACAAGGAGACGGAACACAGGAGCCAUGUGGGAAUGUAAUGAGAGAAUUUCCCCAAUCGCACCUAUCAAGCCUAAACACUUCCUUUACUGACACAAGUUGAACGUUGUCUGCCGUCCUCUAGAGUUUUUCCUUAAGGGUGCUAUGAUUUCUGCCUCCUUUAGUUUGAGCAGGCAGUCAAAACUCAGUGCCAAGUACUGUGUGGGCAUCCCACAAGUCUGGGUUUUGCCCACACAGGACUCACAGACUGCCCUAGAGCAAAAAGAAUGAAACACACCUGAUUUACUCAUUUCUGCGGAGGCUUUCCUGACUCUUGGUUGUUGUGACGUCACAACUGCCUUUUCUCUCAACGAUCCUCAACCUCCUCCAAAGAUUUCAUCACCUCUUCUUUGUAAUUUGUUCAACCCCCCAAGCGGCAGUACGAGUUCCUUUGCGCUCAGUACGUGGUGGAGGACCAUGGGAUGCCGUCAGAGCUCGGAGGAGAAGGAGGCGGCUCGGCGCUCGCGGCGAAUCGACCGCCACUUGCGUUCGGAGAGUCAGCGGCAGAGGCGGGAAAUCAAGUUAUUGCUUCUGGGCACCAGCAACUCUGGCAAGAGUACUAUCGUCAAGCAGAUGAAGAUCAUCCACAGCGGCGGCUUUAACCUUGAGGCCUGUAAGGAGUACAAGCCCCUUAUCCUUUACAACGCCAUCGACUCACUCACACGCAUCAUCCGUGCCCUGACCACCCUUAAGAUUGACUUUCACAAUGCUGAUCGCGCCUAUGACGCCGUACAGCUCUUUGCCCUAACGGGGCCUGCAGAAAGCAAGGGAGAGAUCACUCCAGAGUUGCUAGGGGUCAUGAAACGCCUCUGGGCAGACUCCGGGGUCCAGGAGUGCUUUCAGAGAUCCAAUGAGUACCACUUAGAGGACAACACUGCUUACUACCUAAACGACCUGGACCGCAUUUCUGCACCCGAGUACAUCCCUACAGUGGAGGACAUCCUGCGAUCCCGUGACAUGACCACAGGCAUUGUAGAGAACAAGUUCACCUUCAAGGAGCUCACCUUCAAGAUGGUAGAUGUAGGUGGACAGCGGUCAGAGAGAAAGAAGUGGAUCCAUUGUUUCGAGGGAGUGACGGCAAUCAUUUUCUGUGUUGAACUGAGCGGCUAUGACCUCAAACUCUACGAGGACAACCAGACGAGCCGAAUGGCUGAGAGCUUGCGCCUCUUCGACUCGAUCUGCAACAACAACUGGUUCACCAACACCUCGCUCAUCCUCUUCCUCAACAAGAAGGACCUGUUGGCUGAGAAGAUCAAACGCAUUCCUCUGACAGUGUGCUUCCCCGACUACAAGGGCCAAAACACCUACGAGGAAGCGGCCGUGUACGUGCAGCGGCAGUUCGAGGACCUCAACCGCAACAAGGAAACCAAGGAGAUUUACUCGCACUUCACCUGUGCUACCGACACCAGCAACAUCCAGUUUGUGUUCGACGCUGUCACGGACGUGAUCAUCCAGAACAAUCUCAAGUACAUUGGGUUGUGCUAGGACAAGAUGUGCGAUUGGUGUGUAAUCUAAUGGAUAAAAUGCAAAAAUGACAUCAAUUGCGUAUGAAAUAAACUGGGACGGUGAGGAUUUAAAUGCUUUAGUUGGUCAAAGAUGGGUAUUUACAGUGGUAUGAAAAAGUAUCUGUACCUUCUGGAAUUUGUCACAUUUCUGCAUAAAAUCGCCAUCAAUUGUGAGCUGAUCUUUGUCAAAAUCACACAGAUGAAAAAAGUGUCUGGUUUAACUAAAACCACCUACACAUUUAUAGAUUUUCAUAUUUUAAUGUGGAUAGUAGGCAAACAGUGACAGAAGGGGGGAAAAAUAAGUAAGUGAACCAUCACAUUUAGUGUUUUGUUGCAGCAAUAACUUCAACCAGACGCUUCCUGUAGCUGCAGCUCAAUCUGCCAGAUCGAUCGGGAAUAAUCUUGGCCCAUUCUUCUCUACAAAACUGCUAUAGUUCAGUCAGAUUUCCAAGAUGUCUGGCAUGAAUCGCUGUCUUUAGGUCAUGCCACAGCAUCUCAAUGGGGUUCAAGUCUGGACUUUGACUUGGCCACUCCAGAACGUGUAUUUUGUUACUCUGAAACCAUUCUGAAGUUGAUUUACUUCUGUGUUGGAUCAUUGUCUUGUUGCAGCAUUCAUCCUCUUUUUAGAUUCAACUGUCUGACAGACGGGCUCAGGUUUUCCUGCAAAACAUCCUGAUAAACUUUUGAAAUCAUUCUUCCAUUAAUGAUUGCAAGUUGUCCAGGCCCUGAGGCAGGAAAACAGCCCCAAAUCAUGAUGCUCCCUCCACCAUGCUUCAGGUGGGGAUGAGGUGUUGAUGUUGGUGAGCUGUUCCAUUUUUCCUCAACACAUGACAUUGUGUGUUACUCCCAAACAAUUCACCUUUGGUUUCAUCAGUCCACAAAAUAUUUUGCCAAAUCUUCUUUGGAGUGUCCAAGUGCCUUUUUGCGAACAUUCAAUGAGCAACAAUGUUGUUUUUUUUAGAUAGCAGUGGCUUCUUCCGUGGAGCCCUCCCAUGAACACCAUUCUUGGACAUAGAUUUACAUACAGUCGAUGUGUGCACCUAGAUCUUGGACUGUGCCAGUGAUUCCUGUAAGUCUUUAGCAGACACUCUAGGGUUCUUUUGAACCACUCUGAGUAUUCUGCGCUGAACUCUUGGGGUCAUCUUUGGUGGACGGCCACUCCUUGGUAGAGACGCAACAGUGCCAAACUCUCUCCAUUAGUACACAACUUCUCUGACUGUCAAUUGAUGAACAUCCAGACUUUUAGAGAUGGUUUUGUAUUCUUUUACAGCUUUAUACAUAUCAACAGUCUUCGAUCGCAGGUCUUCAGACAGCUCUUUCGACCGAGCCAUAAUGCACAUCAGGCAAUGCUUCUCAUCAAGACAAUUCUCAAUAUGUGUGUUUUUUAUAGUGGGCAGGGCAGCUUUAAACUAGGGUUGGGAAUUUCUGGCAUGAAGCCGAUUCAAUAUGUAUCUAGAUACACAGGUUACAAUUCGAUUAAAAAAAAAAAAAAAAAAAAAAAAAAAAGAUACAUUUUUAAGGCCGAUACAAUUCGGCACAGUUUAAGAACGAUACAGUUUGAUACAGUGUGAAAAACAUUUGUUGUGUUUGUUCUUACAGUAUUUUAAACAUUAAAAAAAAGACCACAUUUCUAAUAGCAAAAUUAAACAACAGAAUUUCAUACCAAUGUUUGUUUUUUUUUUUAAUGAAAAAAAUAAAAAUAAAUAAGGCUUACUAAAUCACUAUCAUUUUGUUGGAUGGAAUUGAUUAUAAAAUAAAACUCCAGUGACAGACAACAAUAAAGUGCAGUAAUUCAAUUACUGCAUUUCCUGGGGUUUUGAACACAAGAGGUAAGUAAUUUAAGUGCAAAUUUUCGUAAACAUUUUACAAACUAAAUAGUUAUAUGCAGCAGCUCUAGAAAAAAAAAAAAAGAAUUAAACCUGCUCGUGUUAUCAUCAUUAAAAAAAAAAAAAAAAUUAUGCUUUGCCACUGGUAUGAUUGGGGGAAUAAAAACAUGACAUUUUAUACAGACAGGUCAAUAAUAAUGACUUUAACCUUAUACACAGCAAAGUCAUUCACCUAUGCCUGUGCUUCCACAUUUUUUUAUUCCUCAUCACUGUCCAUAUCUUCCUUGAAGGGUAGAUUUUUCUUGAAGAAGAUCAACUGAUCCACAUGUUCAUGUUUAAAUAGACUGUGUUUCGUGGAAACAAUAUCUCCAGCUGGUCGUGCUGCCCUUUCCACCAUUGUAGUGGGUUAUUUUUCAGGCUUAAAAACUCACGAUCUCUGUACCACUUCACACGAGCUCUGUCCCAUACAGAUCUGGCUGCCUUCUUCACUCCAAAGUCCGACUUUUGUUUUCCUGGUGCGUUGAAGAUCAAUCGCUGUAUGUCGCUGGCGUUGGUGCUCAAACUGUCCACUGUUUUAGCAUGUUGCUUCGUUGCCACUACUAGUUUAGCUUUGGGCUGUGAAGAAAACGCUACAGAGCGUGCAUUACAGUGGUUUCGUUAACUCUCCCGUUGUUAUGACACUCCCGUGACGAUCGGGUAACGACGACGACUACUAGCUGUUCUGCCGAAAUGCAUGAUGGGAAGUUGAGGCAACCACGACUGUGAGUGGUGUUUGUCCAUAUUAUAUCAAGUGUGUGUUCACACUCUCAGUGCGCUGUGCGGAGUAUCACGCAGCACAGCAUGUGAAGUAAAACUAAAUUAUUAUCAUAUUUAGCAAUGCAUUGUAGUAAGGGUGUAAUAGUACAUGUAUUUGUAUUGAACCGUUUCGGUACAUGGUGCUCGGUUCGGAACGGAGGCGUACCGAACGAGUUUCUGACGUAAUGUAUUAGGCAUAAAAACACCGAGAGGAGUCGGAUAGCUCUUUAUGGAUACUUUUAUUGACCAAAACAAAAAACGUGGGGGACGCAGCCACUCAACUCAGCGCUACCCGCGCACAUUUCCAACUCACCGAUCUCGCUCCAUCUCUCUCGCUCGCUCGCCCACUUUCUUCCUCUUUGCUCAAUCUGACAACGCCGGUCACAUUGAAAUAACAGCGGCCCCCUUGGGGGUGCCAGUUACAACCGCUUGUAUCGGAGCGCCCGCCAUUUUAAACAUUAUCCGCAUGUAAAAUUUUUUUAACCCGUCAUUACCCGUCGACGGUAUGUUUUGCCCGUCGAUGCAUUUACGUCAUCGAUGACGUCGACAAUGUCGACUAGUCAGGACAGCUCUAAUGAUAUUAGACAUGUGCUGGUUACCGGUUUCACGGUUUACCGUGGUGUGAAAACGUUGCGGUUUCAAAACCACUAAAAUUUUCCGUCAUACCUUAGUAAGGUAUUCGCUAUUUUUCAUGUGCCAAAAUGCAGCCGAAGUGGCUUGGCGCGGCAGCGCUCACCCCUUCCCGUUUGUUGCCGUGUGUCAGUGAAGCUAUUCUGCUAAACAGCCAGCAAACCCAAAAACAAACACAAGGCAUACUUUUCUUCAAUUUAUUGAGCUCUCAAAUCGUGGUGAAAUAUACAAAAUGAAUACAUUUAAAACGUUGUAUUUUUCCACGUGUGAGUAGGUUCAACAGGAUAGCAGGAGCAGUGUAGCACCAUGAAAAAGUUCGCUAAAAACAAAACACACAUUUUCCUAUCCAAUUCAAUAUACAAACGAACUAAAACUUACAAAGACGAAUGUUAGCCUAGGCUUAGCUGGGAGAGCAGCUUCGUCGAGGUUUUAAGUCUCACAGCCGCUGAGUGAGAAACAAGCUUGAAUGAAGGGGGACUAAAAAAAACAAAAGAUCGCUAAUUGCGAAAAGAGGUCUCACUCCUAAUGUUUUUUUGUUUUUUUUAGAUGAAACCUUUCCUCAACAAUAUUUACAUUUUAACUAACUUAUAUAACUAACUUAUACAUUUUUAACUAACUUAUUAACUUAUGAAUUCUUUAUGCUUUUUCACACAAAGGCAUGACAUCAUGUAGACUAGAGUUGACACAGUGGCUGAAAAUGGCGAAACUUCACUUGAGCUCCUCCCCCUCAAAAGUCAUCCAGUAUAUAUAUCUUUAAAAUUUUAUUUAGAAGUGUUUUUACUUUUUUAAAAACAAUUAUUUAUAUAUUUUUUGUUUAUUUAUUUCCACAUUAUAUUCAUGUUCCAAUUUGCAAAUAUGUUCUGGGGAAAAAAAUCCUGUUCAGUGGAAAGUUCAGUUUUUUGUUUUGUUUUGUUUUUUAAACCCAUACAUCUCAAAAUUUUGGAGCUAUAAUUGCAAUACCGUGAUACCGUGAAACCGCGGUAUUUUUGCUCACGGUUAUCGUACCGUCAAAAUCUCAUACCGGCACAUGCCUAAAUGCUAUCCUGAUUAAAAUAUGAAAAUUUAUAAAUGUUUUGGUGGUUUUAGUUAAAGCAGACGCUGUUUUUACAUCUGUGUGAUUUUGACAAAGAUCAGAUCACAUUUGACGGUGAUUUUAUGCAGAAAUGCGAGAAAUUCGUAAAGGUUCAGAAAUUUUUUAAAAUCAUUGUAUACCCGAUGUGUUUGCACUGAAUACGAGUAUGCAGACAAAUUUUAAACCACAAACGCGCAUACUGUACCUUUACGUUCGCUCACACAACAUUACGUUUCAAGCACUUGACGUGGCAACACUGGACAUGUGAGACAGUUUUCCCUGCCUGCCAAACACAAAACUAAGUACUUGCCGUGAGGCUUUUUAAUGAUUUUUUUUCUUUUGUUUUGUUUGCCUGGGGACAUUUCAUGCUGCUUUACAGGAAACUUUUGGGGCAAAAUUAAAUGUUUUCUUUGGAGAUUAUUUCAAUUCUGACAAUGGUAAACAAUGAGAGUGUUUCUUGGUGGUGGGGGAUGUUAGAAGGCCUGAUGUCAAAAGGUUUUUACCUAAAAGAGGAAACUGCCACAGUUGAACUAAAAAUAUUUUCUACGCACUAUUUCUGUUCUUCACCUAACUCUAUCAAGGCUUUUCUGUUCCUCUUAUAUUUUGCAUUUUGUGGAUGGAAAAAAAAUAUAUGUAUUGCAAACCUGCCCUUUAUAGCAGGCCACUGACUUCUAAAACCCGGAGUGUUAUGUUCAAUAGCGUCAAAAGUGUUCAAGAUGAUAAUUCUACUUUCCAGCAAAGAUGACAAACAGUGCCAAGAUUAGUUUGUAAAUAAAACACACAGCAUCGAUGACUAUUAUUUUUGUUUUGUUUGUACGGGGAAGAAAAUAUCUUAAAAACAUGCAUGAUUUUGUUACUUUGGGAUACUAAUCUAUUUUCCUUGGAUUUCUUUCCCCCUCUUUUCUUUGGUUUAAUAAUAUAUUCCCAAAAACAUAUAUUGAAGUCAAACACUGUGUAAGAUUGUACAGCUAUCAAGAGAGGAAUUUAUCGAAGAGUUCUAUCAAUAUAAUUACAGUGAUGAUGACGUAAUGAUGGUUUGAAAAAAAAGUAAUAAAAAAAGAAGAAAAAAAAUGAUAUUGAUUGAUAAGUCACUAGUGAAAAUGAAAGGCGGAAAGGACAAUGAAAAAUGUGAAAAAAAGAUGACGCAAACUUUAAUCUUCCUUGCAUUCUCUGAGUGGCAAUUGUCCAACAGUUGGUAUGAUGUGUAAAUAUACUGUAUGGUACACGCUUUGUCAAAACAAAUAAUAGUGGUUGAGUUGGGAGACUGCAAGAGAGACAGAGAGAACGCAAAAGAAAGAGAUGGAGAAGGAGAAAAGGGGGAAAUUCCAUUUUUUGCUCCUCCUCUGACUCUUUCUUUUCACUUAUGAUGUGCAAACAACUUAGCUAAGGGCUUCACGUUUGACUUUACCGGAUGUCCACUUUAAGAAAAAAAGUAAAUUAACAUUAAAAUGAAAAAGGACAACUAUGAAUAAAACAACUUAUGCAAAUUUU
Molecule: messenger RNA, 7677 nt
Organism: Corythoichthys intestinalis (scribbled pipefish)
Lineage: Eukaryota; Metazoa; Chordata; Actinopteri; Syngnathiformes; Syngnathidae
Gene: gnaz
Product: guanine nucleotide binding protein (G protein), alpha z polypeptide
Exons: 3
Coding region: 776-1843 (355 amino acids)
Biological process (GO): adenylate cyclase-modulating G protein-coupled receptor signaling pathway
Cellular component (GO): heterotrimeric G-protein complex
Molecular function (GO): G-protein beta/gamma-subunit complex binding; GTP binding; G protein-coupled receptor binding
Source: RefSeq, a predicted model, not a curated record